AUGAAUGAAGAUGAAAUAUCAUCUAACGAAGAUUCUUUAUCUUCAAUUUCACCAAUAAAUGAUGAUUUAGAAGAAGAAUUGGAAUCAUCAUCUGAUUCAAUGAUUCAAAGAUUUUCUCAACAAAUGAUUCAUAAAUCAGAAAAAACAAAUAAUAUAUGGGCUAUUGGAUCACUUUCUAAAGAAAUAAGUGAAUAUUUUCAUCUUUUAAGGGUACUUAAAAGAGAAAAAGCACAUAAUUUAUCUUUACACCUUUAUUCUAGCUUUAAAUUACGUAAUAAUGUUCAUGAAUAUCAAGGUAAAUGCUUAAAAAGAAAAAGAUGGAUUGCAUGGCCACUACCUUCCAAUGAUAAAUUAGAUUUAAAUAAAUCUUUGGAGUCAUCAAUGGAAUUAUUAGCAGAUGAACUAGAAGCAUGUAUUUUUCGAAUUGCAGCAAAAAAAAUACACAGUCGUCAUCUAGAACUUAUCAGCGAAGAACAUUUACCAAAAAAUGUCUUUGAUUAUAUUUUCAAGAUUAUUCUUUCACGAAUUCAUAAACUUCUUUCUACUCUUUUACAUUCACGAAAUAUCCAAGGAUCGAGUAGUUCAAAAUCAAGAUUACAACUUCUACAAUGGGACGAUCUUCUAGGACAUGCAUCGAUUUCUUCCGCAUUUCCUUUUAAAGAUAUUCUGAGUACUGUUGAUAUAUGUUCUUCACUUUUCUCAGAAAAUAUAUCAUGGAACCCUAUAGAGACACCCUUAGAACUUGAAAAUAUUCAAUACCUAAAAAGAAAAGGCUGGGAUAUACUUUCUGAAAUUCCUAGCCAUAAAAACUCUAAAGAAAAGAAAAAACUAAAAAAAUAG
Molecule: messenger RNA, 840 nt
Organism: Pneumocystis murina B123
Lineage: Eukaryota; Fungi; Ascomycota; Pneumocystomycetes; Pneumocystales; Pneumocystaceae
Exons: 1
Coding region: 1-840 (279 amino acids)
Source: RefSeq, a predicted model, not a curated record